Molecule: messenger RNA, 1036 nt
Organism: Penaeus chinensis
Lineage: Eukaryota; Metazoa; Arthropoda; Malacostraca; Decapoda; Penaeidae
Exons: 3
Coding region: 144-653 (169 amino acids)
Source: RefSeq, a predicted model, not a curated record
GGCAGCAUCACAGUGGGUGCUGUAUAUAAGGGCCGCGCAUUUCUAGGACUGGCACAGUGCCUCCUAAGCCUCGUGGCUCCUCGGAACACACACCCACUUUCAGCACUUUCAGCUUUCCUGAAACGAAGGUCCCGUCAGCAGCCAUGACGACCACUAUCACGACCGGAGUGUUGGCAGGGACCGUAGGCGGCGCAGGACUCGCCGGUCUGGCCGUCGCAGGAGCUGUAGGUUUGGGUGUCCUGGGCUUGGCCGCCCUUGCCUCCAGAGGCGGAGGACGCAGGAAUCGCGGGGGCAGGAGGAGGGGGCACCGCCGGGGGCGUCGCUCCACCGUGGAGGACGACGACGACUGGAGGAUGCAGAACGCCCUCGAGUUGGUGCGAGCGGAGGACGUGACAGGAUGCGGCAUGAGGCUGGUGUGCGAACUGGCCAGCCAGGAGGAGGAGGAUCUGGUGCAGGAGGAGCUGGCCAUCCUGGCACUGCUCGGACCCGACGUGAAGCCUGGGGAGGGAGUCCUUCCCCCCGGGGGCGCCAGGGGAGAGUACCUGCAGGCCAGGAGCUUCGGCGGGCGAGGCGGGGACUGCGGCGCCGCCUUCCCCAUGUGUCCACUCAACGGCACGCAGCUCAUGGACACCGUCAUGGCCUAUUUACCUUGAGACAAGCUGCCUCUCCAUGUGUCUGCAGGAACAGUCCGCAGAAUGAAUUUGCUUCGAAUUGCCAAGGCCAACUCGCCGUGUAUAUCAUGAGGACUUUUUACAAAUAUUUCAUUUCACUGUCACCAAAGAAACAAAUUUUCUUAAUCGAGAGAUAAAGUUUGAUAAAUUAUGUUGAUACGCUUACUUCAUCGCUGACAUAAACGAUACAGUGUACACACAUGUAUACAUAUACACACACAUAAACAAACACACACACACACUUGGACGCACAUGAUAAAGUGCCUUGUGCAAAUAAGUAGUUCGCUACAUUGUGUAUCUACAGUAAUUACUUUCAAGGUCCUGUACAUGCCUGAAUGGAAAAGUAAAAAAUUACACAUUACUAG